ACACAAGUCUGAUUUCAUAGGGACGCGCGCGGGCUGAAGGGACAAGCGGGACAUCGAAGAGCCGGAUCUUCUCGUCUCAGGGCUCUUGAAUUGUAUACGCUAGCAAUCACGUGGGUGAAGGCUCCGUUACACCACUACGGCCCUCGCUGGUCGAAAGUUUCUCAUCACUCGAUCCGGGUUUGCCACGCGGCAUCGCACGGAGACUGAGGAAUCGGUUCUCGAGCUUCACUCCCGCGAAGACCUGAUCACCAGCCAUGGGAGCGCACCUGCCAAAGAGAUGGUGGACACCAGAGGUGCGAGACGAAGUGAGCCAUAUUUGGAGCAUCCUCUGGCCAAUUGCCGUGACCAAUGCUCUCUUAAUGGCGUUGCAAAUCGAGGAUCAGAUCAUACUGGGGCGCAUCGGCGUGGACGAGCUGGCGGCCUCGGCCCUGGGAACCACCCUCUUCAAUCUGGCCUGGUUUUUCUUGGCGGGAGCAGCAAGCGCUGUCGAUACCUUAGUGGCCCAAGCAUUUGGCGCUCGUGACUAUGAGGCAUGUGAGUACUGGACACGGAUUGGGUACUUGCUCAUGACGCUCUUCUCGCUGCCCGCCAUGGUCAUCUUCCAGUACGGGGAGUGGGUGGUGCGUACCGUCUUCCGCCAAGAAGAGCACCUCUCGCAUUUAGCAGGACGCUACACGCAACUCCUUCUGCCCGGUCUGUGGCCCCUCUGCAUGUUCGUGUGCAUGCAGAAGUCCAUGCAGGCCCGGAACGUCCUGAUGCCCUCCCUGUACGUGAUGCUCCUCGCGAACCUCAUCAACGUCGGCGGCAAUUACCUUUUCGUCUACGCUCUGGGCAUGGGUUUCACGGGCUCUCCCCUCGCCACCUCAACGAGCCGCAUCCUGACAUGCGCUCUGACCGGCGUGUACUACUACUCCGUGAUGCCCAAGACGCGGCCCCGGGCCCUUCAAGGCCGGAGCUGCUCGGCGGACCUUCAGGGGGAGGAGCCCGGCAGUAUACUGACGGACCGCGACACGGACGGCCAAGUCUGGGGGGCGGAAGUCCGGGGAGUCGGCGGGCCGGCAUCCGGGUCCUUACAGCAGCCUCUCCUUUCCGAGGUUGGGUACGCGUCGUCCUCCGAACCCCCUCCCGAGCCUGCGGGAGGGGAGGCGUUCCCGGGCCGGACACCCUUUCGAGAGGCCCUCUGUCGCUUUUUGCGCCUGGCCAUCCCUGGCGGCUUCAUGGUGGGUCUGGAGGCCUGGUCCUUCGACUUCACCACCUCCUUCGCAGCUCAGUUCGGGACCGAAGCCCUGGACGCCCACCAGUCGAUGAUGUCCAUCUCCGCCUUCACCUACCUGACCGUUCCAUUGGCGAUUUCUGUCGCAGCCUCCAUUCGUGUGGGCAACCUGCUGGGCGCGCAAAGACCGGAGCAGGCAAAGCUAGCGGCGCGAAUCUGUCUCUUCAUCGGCGUGGCCACCAUGCUUCUGUGCGGGCUAGUGCUGGUUUUGCUGCGGGGCUCGUUGGGGGAGAUCUUCACUCCCGACGCAAAGGUGGCCAAGAUCGUCUCUAAAUUAUGCCCGAUCAUGGCGCUGUAUCAAGUCUUCGAUGGAUUUCAGGGUGUUUCCGCUGGUAUUCUCCGCGGGAUGGGGCGACAGACGCGUGUGGCCUUGCUCAAUCUCGGAGGUUUUUGGGUGCUCGGAUUGCCGGGCGGGGCGAUCCUAGCAUUCACGUUGAGAAUGGGAGUGUACGGCAUAUGGUGGGGUUUCGUUAUGGGCCUGGCGCUCAUUUCAAUCCUGUACCUUUGGGCCCUCUCCCGACUCGAUUUCGAGGUGGAGGCCCGGCGUGCGCUGCAAAGUGCGUGUACAGAUCAGAAAUUGGAGCACGCCUGGGAGCAAAGAGUAGAUCACGAGAAACAGGUCAAAAGAGAAGGUGGUAUUGUAGCUGUGUAAAGGUAUUUCCUUUGUUAUUUAAAGCGAAAAACGAUGGUGACAUGAUAGUAUAGGUAGAUAAAGAAAAUGCUGUACAUUCGAGUGA
This is a messenger RNA of Nannochloropsis gaditana CCMP526, 2010 nucleotides long. Its product is annotated as multidrug oligosaccharidyl-lipid polysaccharide flippase. The transcript is spliced from 2 exons. Gene Ontology annotation, molecular function: xenobiotic transmembrane transporter activity; antiporter activity. The coding region runs from base 255 to 1925 and encodes 556 amino acids. The record is from RefSeq and is a predicted model, not a curated record. Gene Ontology annotation, biological process: xenobiotic detoxification by transmembrane export across the plasma membrane. Gene Ontology annotation, cellular component: membrane.